Molecule: messenger RNA, 711 nt
Organism: Aspergillus niger
Lineage: Eukaryota; Fungi; Ascomycota; Eurotiomycetes; Eurotiales; Aspergillaceae
Exons: 2
Coding region: 1-711 (236 amino acids)
Cellular component (GO): cytoplasm
Source: RefSeq, a predicted model, not a curated record
AUGGACGACCAAGUGAGUCGACUGGUCGAUAAAAUCUGGAACAAAUUCCAAUCCACACCCAAAGACACCCGCCUAUUAAUUGCCAUCAGCGGGAUACCCGGGUCAGGCAAAACAGAGCUCGCAACUAUGAUGGCCAACCGCAUCAACCGGCGCUACCUUACACAACACCCUGAGUCACCACAAGUCGCAACCAACGUGCCCAUGGACGGCUACCAUCUAACCCGGGCUCAACUAUCUGAGAUGCCAGACCCGGCGUAUGCCAUCGCGCGUCGCGGCGCAGCGUUCACCUUCGACGGGGAAAAGUUUCUGCAGCUGGUCCGGGCGUUGCGGGAACAGGUGACGCCUGAGACGCAGAGUCUGUAUGCACCGAGCUUUGAUCAUGCGGUGAAAGACCCGGUUGACGACGAUAUACUAAUCCCGGCGUCGUGUCGGGUGAUAUUCUUUGAGGGAAAUUACUUGAGCUUGAAUAAGGAGCCGUGGAAUCGGGCGGCUGAGUUGAUGGAUGAGUUGUGGUUUGUGGAGGUGGAUUUUGAGGUCGCGAAGAAGAGGUUAAUUAAAAGGCAUGUUAAGGCCGGGAUUGCGAGUGAUGAGGCGGAGGCGGAGAAGAGGGUCUUGGAGAAUGACCUGGUAAAUGGGAAGGAGAUUGUUGAUUAUAGGUUAGAUCUGCAAGAGUUGGUCGUUAGUCGGUAUGAUCCUGCGUGGGAUGCAUGA